Molecule: messenger RNA, 681 nt
Organism: Didymodactylos carnosus
Lineage: Eukaryota; Metazoa; Rotifera; Eurotatoria; Philodinida; Philodinidae
Source: the annotation of a GenBank genome assembly
AUGUAUGAUAAAGUGGCUGUUUUUUUACCACCGCGACCAGUUGAACCAAUAGUUACAGAGGAAAAAACAACAAAAACAAAGACUCCUCAACCACCACCAUCAGCACUUUCAAAAACUGGUAGUGAUGUUGAUGAGCAUCCAUUUAAACGUGAUCCAGCAUUCUAUAUAGUAGCCGAACCAAUUGCGAAUAAAUUUAUGCCCUUGGAACAGUUAAUUGAGCAAUUAAAGUUCCUUGGUUUAAACGUCUUUCCGGAAUCCGAUUCGGACUCAUACGUUAGCGUCAUUAAUAAGAAUCAUAAAUUAGAAUGGUGGGUGUAUCAGCAAAUGGCCAUUGUUUCAUGUUGUACAGCAUUUUCCUAUAGCCAUUGGAAUGCAUUUGUUAAUGAUGAAAUGAAAAUGGUUGUAGGAUGUAAAGAACAUUUACAAGAUUCACCACCAAUGGAUGAGGAUAUGCGUUGUAUUAUAUUCACUAGUGAAUUAGUCGGCUUUACAGAUGUAUCUGAAAGUUCAGCAGAAUUUAUUGAAGCAUCAACAUUUUCAGAUUAUCAUGCUGAAUCGUUUCAUUUGACACGUGAACAAUUUUCACCCGAAGCUCAUUCAAGAACCAUGGAUACAAGUCCUCUAUUUACCGAGACAAUGAAUAAACUUCUGAUGAGUAUUAAACCAUUAACAUUUGCUUAG